UCCGUGUGCAGCCUUUAUUCUAACCGUUACCCCAGAAGUCCCACCCUGUACCUGAUGGAGGUGGAAAAGCACACAAUCUGAAGAGAGGUGUAGUCAUAUCUAAGGUCAACUCCAUCAGAGCUAGAACAUUUGUGUAGACUGAGGUUGAGCCUAGCAGCAGCCGUACAAACUAGUUUGUAGUUUUGUUUGUACAACAUUCGAGGAGUGUGAGCAGACACCAUGGCGGUGACAUUAUGCCAGGUGAUGGGCUUUGUGCUGGGCCUUUUGGGGCUGGGGGGCAUUGUUGCUGCUACAGCCAUGGACAUGUGGAGUACGGAGGAUCUGUACGACAACCCCGUCACAUCCAUCUUCAGCUACGCGGGCCUGUGGAGGUCCUGUGUAAGACAGAGCUCGGGAUUCACUGAGUGCAGACCCUAUUUCACCAUCCUGGGACUUCCAGGCCUAUUCCAAGGAGUGAGAGCACUUAUGAUUGUGGGCAUUGUUCUUGGAGUAAUCGGAGCCCUCAUUGCCAUUUUUGCCCUUAAGUGCCUCAGAAUGGGCAACAUGGAGGAUCGUGUGAAAGCGACCAUGACUCUGACUUCAGGGGUCAUGUUUGUUAUUGCUGGGAUUUGUGCCAUUGCUGGGGUUUCCAUCUUUGCCAAUUUGAUCGUGACCAACUUUGCGCUCACUACCUUUACCUCACCUAAUGGCUUGGGUGUAGUUGGCUCUGGUCUUGUUGGAUCACCGCUUACGCCGAGAUACACGUUCGGCUCUGCCCUGUUCGUUGGUUGGGUCGGUGGCGGCGUUCUGUUUGUUGGUGGUAUCUUGUUGUGUUUGGCCUGUCGUGGACUGAUGCCUGAGAAACGCUAUGAAGGAACGGCGUACAAACCUGCAACCCAAAGUGGCAUCUACAGGUCAGAAGGCUAUUCCAAGAACCAUAACAGCUCCUACAAGGCUCACAGCAUAGACGGCAGACCGACCAACCAACGAUUUGACUAUGUUUGAAACUUGCUAAUAGGCAUAAGUGACCAUGAGAUAUUAAUACAGCCAGAUUAAAGUGAAACAGACACAACACAAUGCCCAAAGCAAUAUGCAUGUAAUAGUAAUUACUGUAGAAUCAGUUCAGAAUAAUUCUAUAACAGAGGAGAAUUUAUAAAACACAUAUACAAAUGAAAUAGAAUAGAGCUUAAAAUCUCUGCUAGAGAGAAACCUUUUGGACUUUUAGGCUGAAGUCUAAGCAGAAAAAGGAUUCUGCCCAUGUUGAAAAGAAUGUAACGAUGGUAUUUUAGGUAUUUUCUUCUGUUCUUUAUUCUGGUUGUGUUUUUCUGGGAAACUAGUUUUUUUUUCAAACCUUUUUUUUGUAGGUUUCUAUUCUGUUUAUGUUAUGCCGGUUAAAAUGAAAACCUAUGCACUUAGAGCUCUACAAGGGUGCAUUAGAUCUUGACAUAAGUUUUAGGACUUUGCUGUUUAGUAUGUUUUCUUUUGUGCUUAUGAAACGCACGUUUUUAUACUUGCUUUACAAUAGUGCAUUAUUUAAACUGUUCAAAUAUUACAGCUUCCUAACAUGUUAUAGUUUAUUUCUGUUGUACUUAUUGUAUUUGGUUAUAAAAUAGUGUAUUGUUGUUCUGAGUUGUUUGGCCCACAUGCAUCCAUAUUGUCUUACUGUAUGCUUUUCUGCUGUGGACCAGUUGUGUCCUCUGUAGGAUGAGACAUCCCUGUGCUUUAGAAUCCAGAAUAAUAGAAUAGAAUCUGUCAUGUGGGACAGACGAAGUGUGGGCCGGCUCUUUCCUUAUUUACCAUAUAAGUUUAAAUUAGAUAAUACUUUCUAUUGCUAAAAUAAAGCUAUACCAUUCUCUAUACAAACAUUCACUUGUUUCACACUUUAUUUUCAGCAGCUAUUUACCACUUACAUAAAAGAUGUACUUAAAAUGUGUAACACCUGUUCAUGACUAAAUUGAGAUUCUUAUGAAGCAUAAACAUUUUGAAACAUUGCAAUUCUAUGUUUCAGAUGCAAAAUUCUUUACAAAAUUCUACACCACACAUGAAUAGAAAUGUCUAUAUAAGUAAGUCUAUAAAAUGUCUAUAUACUCUAAAUAAUAAAAAUACUGAAAUAGUUUUUGGCUCCAAAUAAAAGCCAAAAGUGUUUGCAAUCUAGGUAACUU
Messenger RNA from Tachysurus fulvidraco (yellow catfish), 2141 nucleotides. RefSeq names its product claudin-18-like. Gene Ontology annotation, molecular function: structural molecule activity. NCBI's taxonomy places the organism in Eukaryota, Metazoa, Chordata, Actinopteri, Siluriformes, Bagridae. Bases 220 to 984 code for a protein of 254 amino acids. Gene Ontology annotation, biological process: bicellular tight junction assembly; cell adhesion. The record is from RefSeq and is a predicted model, not a curated record. The transcript has 5 exons. Gene Ontology annotation, cellular component: plasma membrane; bicellular tight junction.